UUCCUCUCUAUUUUCUCCCGCCGACUACAGUCGAUUGAGAGGGGCCUGACGGAAGGCCAAGAUGGGGAAAAAGAGCGAGAAGGAGGAGAACUCUCGGCCGGCGGAUCCUGAGACGGAGGAGAAGAAGAGGCUGAGAUCCCUCGCGUUCUCGAAGAAGCUCCUCCGCCGCGCUCCCUCGAAGCCCUCCGCCCCUCUGGAGCCCUCCAAGUCCGUCCUCAAGCUCCAGGGACGCGACGUCGUUAAGCGGGGUCAGCGGAAGAGCCGCUACCUAUUCUCCUUCCCCGGCCUCCUGGCCCCCCUCUCGGGCGGCCGUGUCGGUGAGCUCGCCGACCUCGGCACCAAGAACCCCGUCCUCUACCUAGAGUUCCCCCAGGGUCGGAUGAAGUUGUUCGGCACGCAUGUGUACCCAAAGAACAAGUAUUUGACUCUCCAGCUCACGAAAUCAUCCAAGGGUGUGGUCUGCGAGGAUGCAUUCGACAGUUUGAUUGUGUUUUCUGAUGCUUGGUGGAUUGGGCGAAAGGAGGAAAACCCAGAAGAACUCAAGCUUGAAUUCCCUAAAAACCUCAGUGAGGGCAAACAUGCUGCAGACUGUGACUUUAAAGGGGGAGCUGGUGCAACAGUUGAAGAGUUAUCGGGAGCUAACAAACCUGGAAAGGAUUACGUAGAACCACUUUCCCCUGACACUGAUAUGGAGGGUGACACGCCCGAGGAUUCCCAUUUCAAAACUGAAGAAAGCACAAAGAAUCUGGCAGAAGCAACUCCAGUUCGACAAUCAGCAAGAACUGCAGGAAAACAAUUAAAUUAUGCAGAAUCAUCUUCUGGAGAUGAUCCCAUUGCUAGUGAUGCUGCAGUACGAGAAAUGAUGAGUGAGAUGGUCAAUACUGGUAUCAACAAUGCAACUAGAAGCUUCACAGUUGGAAAGAGUGAAGGGUAUGUUCCAGCAACUUCUACGGUUCUUACUCCAGAGGAUGGCUUUUUUGAAACAAAGAUUGAUUCAAUGCAAAAAACAGAGGAGUCUUCUUCAUCAAUGAAAAGGCCGAAGAAAACUCUCUCGAAUAAAAAGGGUCCCCUGGUUCAAGCUACUUUGUCUACUUUAUUUGAGAAAGUAGAUGAUAAGAAAUCUAAGCGCAAAGCAGAGGACUCUGCUGGACCUGAAGGUCCUACUGGUAAGAGGCAACGGAAGCAAAUAACUGAAGAAGUGCAGGUGAAGCAAUCUGGUAAGAAACCGGCACGGUCUGGCGGAAAAAAAAGUGGGACUGGGACUUUGAGAAAGCAGAAGAAGUCUGAGGUACAAGAUGAUGAGAUAGAAGAAAUCUCCAGUGAAUCCCAGGAUGACAGUGAUGAAGACUGGGCCUUGUGAUGCAAUCAGCUGGAGAUGGAAGAAUACUGAUACCUCUACUCAAGGUGCCACACUAUCAUUGAUCGUGUACUAAUAUGGGGCAUAGCUGAAGUAGUCGAUCAGGAGAGAGAGUAUCAUCAUUUACUGCUCAAUCUGUUCUCGCAUGACUUCAUGACUCGGUUAAGUUUUUUCCCCCCUUCUGUUCAAUUCUCCAUUUUGGCAAUCUUUCAUGUGAAAUCUUUUCGCUGAAUGUGCGGGUUAGCCUUGAAGCCCAGAAACCUGAAGAAGAUCUAUGUUAGAGAGCAUUUAACAUCAACAAAAAAGUUGAGCAGGAUCCCAUGCAUUAUGACAUAUCUUGGCAAAGAGGUCCAGGAAACUGGUGAAUCAAGUGAUGGUGCCUGCUCAACUGGCGUAGAGCUGACCAUCUAUCUGAUAAAAAGGUACUCUUGGGGUGUGGGGCCUGUAAAGUUGCUUAAAAACCUAUGAGCGUUGUCUCAGAAACGUACGUGACCAAAAUAUCAAGUUUUCUUAACUACUUGGUUCCUAAUGAAGCAUUGUUACAUUUCAUAUA
This is a messenger RNA of Phoenix dactylifera (date palm), 1910 nucleotides long. RefSeq names its product root hair initiation protein root hairless 1 (RHL1) (gene RHL1). Gene Ontology annotation, molecular function: DNA binding. The record is from RefSeq and is a predicted model, not a curated record. NCBI's taxonomy places the organism in Eukaryota, Viridiplantae, Streptophyta, Magnoliopsida, Arecales, Arecaceae. Gene Ontology annotation, biological process: DNA endoreduplication.